AGAUCACUUCUAUUUCUCUUAGAGAUAGUUACAUAUUAUCUAAUACAUUUAGUUUUUCACUACAGUUUAGUGGUGCAUUUUUACUUAUUUUCAAAUUUGUGUAGGAUAAAAAUCAAAAUGAAGAUUGCUCUAAUCACCUUAUCAGCCUUCGCCUUAGUCCUAGCCGAACCACCAGUACCAAGUAGCCAGUACCUGCCAUCGAACACAUAUGGAGCGCCAAGGUUGUCGACUCCAGCCAGCACAUAUGGAGCGCCAGCGCAAACUGAAGCUAUCCUGAAACCCAGCAGCAGUUACGGCCCACCAAGCAGUAGCUAUGGCCCACCCAGCAAUACUUACGGACCACCCAGCAACACCUAUGGACCUCCUAGCAACACUUAUGGCCCACCCAGCAAUACUUAUGGCCCACCUGGAUAUGGAGGUCGUGAUGAUCAAUCAGAACCUGCCAACUACCAAUUCUCUUACCACGUAGAAGACGCUGCCUCUGGAAAUGACUUCGGCCACGAAGAACAAAGACAAGGAGACGUCGCCAAAGGAAAAUAUUUCGUCCUCCUUCCCGAUGGUCGUCUCCAAACUGUUGAAUACACUGCCGACACUGAAGGAUACAAACCAAAGAUCAGUUACGAGCAAGUUGGAGGAUACCCAUCCGGAGGCCCAUCAGGAUAUCCUUCUGGGGCACCAUCCAACGGUGGAUACCAAUAUUAGAAAUUUGAAUAAGCAUUAACGUUUUUUGUUUUUCUCCAGCUUUCGAUAUGAGCACUCAACGUAUCGUAGUUUUUGACCAUUUGUUUUUUUAAUGCAGUUGAACUGGUACUAGUACCUCAGUCUACCACAAGAGAUUUUUGUCUCCUAUUGUAUAUAAAAUCUAAUAAUUUCUAUCUUUUCCAAUUGUUUCUACGAUUUGAACUCUUCACUUCAUUGAAACUGCCUCCGAAAUAAGCAUAUCUUUCUCUAAUCCUGAUCUUGAUAUUAUUCGUAACUUUUAAUAUUAUUUUAAUUCAAUGUAAAUAACAUACUAUUUUCCAAAUAACGCAGUAACUGUAAGUUUUCUGUCGACAUAUAUGAUUAUUUUAUUUAGUUUUUACCAUAAAUGUUAUUUUAUUGUAUAUACCAAAAAUUUUAGAUAUUAAGGUAUAAAAUUAAAAGAAAAUAAUCACAAUAGUGUCAUGGCUAAGAACUUUAAAUAUUUUAAAAAGGGUAUUAAUUUUUUUGACUUUUUUUGACUAAGAAUCUUUGAUCUGUAUAUUCACCUUCUCUACGUAUGUUCCCCAGCUUUUUCUUUAUCUAUGUUUUAUAAAUAAAUUAGUAAUUGAAAUAUUAUUGUAGAUGUAUGUCCUUUUCAUUUUGUAAGAUUUUAAAAUAUAGAGUAUACUGGUUCUUAUGUAAUAAAAAAGUUACCAAACAUUUGUUAACUGUAGGAGACAGAAAAUUUUUUAGCUUUAAUAUGACGUUUUAUAUACUGACAGCUUAACUGUGUGAAUUGACAGGUCAGUGUAGGAUAUGAUAAGGCCCGAUAUAUGGAUAAUGUAUUAUGUUUAGGAUUUUUUGUAUAAGAUCAGGUGUAUUUGAUCAUUGUACAUAAAAGUUUAUAUAUAUUUAUUUUUGCCAUAUUUAUAUCAGUAGUUUGUAGAAGAUGAAGUAUAUUUUUUAUAUUAAAUACAUUGAAAUAAAAUAUUUGCAAUGG
This is a messenger RNA of Diabrotica balteata, 1681 nucleotides long. NCBI's taxonomy places the organism in Eukaryota, Metazoa, Arthropoda, Insecta, Coleoptera, Chrysomelidae. The record is from the annotation of a GenBank genome assembly.